CCCUUUCUGCUGUGAUAUUUUUAUAUUCACAGAGAAAAAAACAAUGGGUCACAAAGCAUCCUGCGAGAAAGCGAACGUGGUUGUUAGCCUGCGAGAAGGCCUGUGCAGGCCGGACACCUUGAGGGUGUCUUACAGGAGCGGCGGCUCCCUCAGGAGGCAGCGGGAGAUUGCCUCCUUUACCUUCCCCGGGACCGGCUGGUGGUGCGCCGAGGGGAUAGCGGCGUGUGAGGCCGAGGGCGGCCUGAGCAUGCCUUUGGCCACACUCAAGCAAAAGGACGGCAACAGGACCGUCCACCUGCGCUGCGACUCCAGCAGGGGGACCCUGAUAAAGGGAUCGAUGACUUUGGGCAGAUUCCUUGAUAACCUCAACUUCCUGCACUUUUCGUUGUACUGUGACGCCGGAGACUCAAGCGCCGCCUACACGAGCAUGCGGUGCAACGGGCAGCGCUGCGUUGAGGCCGCGCGGCCCCCAAUGAAUCACCAGCCAAAUAGCGUGAAAGAAGCCAGUGACCCCACCAAAGCCUCAACCACCCAGGCAGGUGAUGGCAGCGCCAUCACCAAGGCCUCAUCAACCCAGGCAGGUGAUGGCAGCGCCAUCACCAAAGCCUCAACUGCCCAGGCAGGUGAUGGCAGCGCCAUCACCAAAGCCUCAACUACCCAGGCAGGUGAUGGCAGCGCCAUCACCAAGGCCUCAUCAACCCAGGCAGGUGAUGGCAGCGCCAUCACCAAGGCCUCAUCAACCCAGGCAGGUGAUGGCAGCGCCAUCACCAAGGCCUCAUCAACCCAGGCAGGUGAUGGCAGCGCCAUCACCAAGGCCUCAUCAACCCAGGCAGGUGAUGGCAGCGCCAUCACCAAGGCCUCAUCAACCCAGGCAGGUGAUGGCAGCGCCAUCACCAAGGCCUCAUCAAUACAGGCAGGUGAUGGCAGCGCCAUCACCAAGGCCUCAUCAAUACAGGCAGGUGAUGGCAGCGCCAUCACCAAGGCCUCAUCAACCCAGGCAGGUGAUGUCACCGCCAUCACCAAGGCCUCAUCAACCCAGGCAGGUGAUGUCACCGCCAUCACCAAGGCCUCAUCAACCCAGGCAGGUGAUGUCACCGCCAUCACCAAAGCCUCAACCACCCAGGCAGGUGAUGGCAGCGCCCCAACCCCUUCCUCAGGUGACAAGGUCGAUGAUGUGGAGGAAGACAGUGUGGUGAUGACCCCGGCCUCGAAAUGUGAGGUCAAUUCUGUGAGCAAACCCAGCGGCACGGCCCCGGACUACACCAACCAGACUCGACGCCGCCGGAAGGCCAAGAAGCCCAAACGACCUGCCGUGGAUAGGGACGCCGUGAUUCCCAAGAGACGCAGCGCGCCGCAAACAUGGGCGGACGCAUUUGUGGACGGCACGGCGAUCUGUGCCAUCAUCGUGUCCGGCGUCCUGGCGUACUGGACGUACUGGUGAGGCGUCGCCACGUCCCCUGGAGGCCUUGAUGGACACGGGCCAUUGUCUCAUCUUUUUCUCUAUCUCUAUCUCCCUUACUACUCUUGUGUGCAUCCUUUUUCUUGUCGCAAUUUUGUCUCUCUCUCGAGAAAAGGCAUCAGACGUGUGUGUACAAGUGUGUGUGUGUGUGUGUGUGUGUGUGUGUUUACGUGAUAGCCAAUAUUGCCGGUAGGCCUUCUUCAGGGGUCUGGUGGUCGGCCCAAGCCCGUCAUGGCGCAGGCAAGUGUUUAUAGUGGCGCCAUUAAUUCUUGGCUCAUGCUGCCCCCCGGGGCUCAUUCUUGAAUGACUUGGACAUUUCUUUUUGAGUCCGGGUUGAUGGGUGGCCUUCAGGACAGCAUGUGAGUAGUCUUGGGCCACUCGGCGGUGACUGAAAAAUCCCAGGUGGUAGAGGCGGAUUCGAACCCGCGUCGUCCAGAACGCGGUGAAUGCGGGGACCACACGCAAACCCCUCAGCCACCGUUUUGACAGUUGACCAGCUAUAAUUCUCACCAGUAGUGCGUAUCGGGGGAGGGAGGGAAGAAAUGAAGAGAAAAUGUAGGAAGAGGAGGAGAAGGAAGUGAAAGAGAACGAGAAAUUGGAAGACAAAGAGAACGAUGAAGAGGAAGAGAAUGAAAACGAGGAGGAGAACGAAAACGAGGAGGAGGAG
Messenger RNA from Eriocheir sinensis (Chinese mitten crab), 2126 nucleotides. RefSeq names its product putative protein TPRXL. Bases 44 to 1441 code for a protein of 465 amino acids. The record is from RefSeq and is a predicted model, not a curated record. Lineage: Eukaryota; Metazoa; Arthropoda; Malacostraca; Decapoda; Varunidae. The transcript is spliced from 3 exons.